UGUCACGUGAUGCGUGAUAACCCGUAAUAGGAUGUUUGAUGAUUCUAUGCGCACGUAGCGGGACACAGUGACCCUGAAGUCAUUCGGGGUGAUUUUAUUUCUCUUGUUGGGCUGUUUGUGGUGAUUUUGGGGCUGAUGGGGGCCGCGGACAGCAGGAGCAGAUCUGUGUCGUAUGGACUGGAUGAACAGGACAAUGUCACGGUCAUACACGGAGUAAAGUUGUCCGGAGAUGUUCUUCAGCGGAUGCGGGAGUCUGGACCAUCAUCAUCAUCUUCAUCAUCAUCAUCACCCAAAGCAGAGAGUGCCAGACCUGAACCAGGGCCCUCCAGAUCAUCUGCUGCAGAGACACAGGAGGAGCUCAGAAGACGGUUUGAGCGUGAGCAGGCUCUGGUCCAGGAAGAGUUGGCUCGGAUCAGCCGUAGAGAGAGAGAGAUGGCAGGAGACGAUAUGAACCCAGCGGCGCUGCGAGAGACAGCAAAGACACGGCAGGAACCAGACAAAACACACAACCUGCCGGAUGAGUUGAGUGUUCGGGCCCGACAGCUGAGGAAGAAAGAAGAUGAACUUAAACAUCUGGCACAGUUUUACAAGGAGCAACUACAACUGAUGGAGAAGAAGAACACUGAAUAUUAUCAACAGACUGCACACAUGUACGAGCAGGAGGCGCUUAAAGCAGAGGCCACUGUUAAGCCUCGUCACGUGAGUCCCGUCUGCCCUGAGCUGCAGUCGCAGGUGUUGAGCUGCUACAGACUGAACCCACAGCAGACGCUGCACUGCUCACAGCUGGCCAAAGACUACAUCAACUGCAUCAACACCUCCAAGAAGAAAUGGGCUUCCACAGACCCGAGACAGCAGACAGAAAGAGACACUCUAGUGAAAGCUCAGAACAACCCCCACAACACGCUAACACUGAGGCACCACGGUUUUUUUACUGGCAAGAACUUCAGAAAAUUAAAAAAUCAGCUUAUUUGUUUGUUUUUUGUACCAUAUUUUUGUUGUUGAGGGGGUUCAGUUUGC
Molecule: messenger RNA, 1017 nt
Organism: Sinocyclocheilus anshuiensis
Lineage: Eukaryota; Metazoa; Chordata; Actinopteri; Cypriniformes; Cyprinidae
Gene: chchd6b
Product: coiled-coil-helix-coiled-coil-helix domain containing 6b
Exons: 9
Coding region: 136-1002 (288 amino acids)
Cellular component (GO): MICOS complex; mitochondrion
Source: RefSeq, a predicted model, not a curated record